Molecule: messenger RNA, 2132 nt
Organism: Pyrgilauda ruficollis (rufous-necked snowfinch)
Lineage: Eukaryota; Metazoa; Chordata; Aves; Passeriformes; Passeridae
Gene: MYC
Product: MYC proto-oncogene, bHLH transcription factor
Exons: 3
Coding region: 300-1556 (418 amino acids)
Biological process (GO): regulation of transcription by RNA polymerase II; positive regulation of cell population proliferation
Molecular function (GO): protein dimerization activity; RNA polymerase II cis-regulatory region sequence-specific DNA binding; DNA-binding transcription factor activity, RNA polymerase II-specific
Source: RefSeq, a predicted model, not a curated record
AACUAAACUUCUAUUGUACCGGCCAGCGCGCCGCGCCGCCCCGGACCAGCGAGAGACCGCGCCGGGAGGCGGCUGCUCCGCCGCUCCGUGGGGUUUAUCAAACCGUGGUGGGAGGAAGAGACCUACAUUCUCCCGGCGUUUUGUCUAUUUUUUUUUUUUUUUAAUUUUUCCCUCGUCCUUUCUGGCGGUUCUUUUUAUCAUCUAUCCAUUUUCCCUUCGUUGUUUCCGCACCGCCUGCAAUAAUCGCCUCGCUACGUCUCGCAGCUGGCGCGUUGGAGAAGCCGGCACCAGCCUCCGCGAUGCCGCUCAGCGCCGGCUUCUCCAGCAAGAACUACGACUACGAUUACGACUCUGUGCAGCCCUACUUCUACUUCGAGGAGGAGGAAGAGAACUUCUACCUGGCGGCGCAGCAGCGGGGCAGCGAGCUGCAGCCCCCCGCCCCGUCCGAGGACAUAUGGAAGAAGUUUGAGCUGCUGCCCACGCCGCCCCUCUCCCCCAGCCGCCGCUCCAGCCUGGCCGCCGCCUCCUGCUUCCCCUCCACCGCUGACCAGCUGGAGAUUGUGACCGAGCUCCUCGGGGGGGACAUGGUCAACCAGAGCUUCAUCUGCGACCCGGACGACGAGACCGUCAAGUCCAUCAUCAUCCAGGACUGCAUGUGGAGCGGCUUCUCCGCCGCCGCUAAGCUGGAGAAGGUGGUCUCGGAGAAGCUGGCGUCCUACCAGGCAGCCCGCCGAGAGGGGGGCCCCGCCGCCCGCCCCGGACCGCCGCCCGCCGCGCCGCCAGCACCGCCACCCGGGCUGGCCGCGUCCCCCGCCGCCUCCGCCAGCCUCUACCUGCACGACCUGGGCGCCGCCGCCGCCGACUGCAUCGACCCCUCGGUGGUGUUUCCCUACCCGCUGAGCGAGCGGGCCCCGCGGGCCGCGCCGCCCGGCGCCAGCCCCGCGUCCCUGCUGGGCGACGACACGCCGCCCACGACCAGCAGCGACUCGGAAGAAGAACAAGAGGAAGAUGAGGAAAUUGAUGUUGUUACAUUAGCUGAAGCAAAUGAAUAUGAAUCCAGCACAGAGUCCAGCAGCACAGAGACGUCAGAAGAGCACAGUAAGCCCCACCAAAGCCCGCUGGUUCUCAAACGGUGUCAUGUCAACAUCCAUCAGCACAAUUAUGCCGCUCCUCCCUCCACCAAGGUUGAAUACCCAGCUGCAAAAAGGCUAAGGUUGGACAGUGGCAGAGUUCUCAAACAGAUCAGCAACAACCGAAAAUGCUCCAGUCCGCGCACGUCAGAUUCGGAAGAGAACGACAAGAGGCGAACACACAACGUCUUGGAGCGCCAGAGGAGAAAUGAGCUGAAAUUGAGUUUCUUUGCCUUGCGUGACGAGAUACCCGAGGUGGCCAACAAUGAAAAGGCUCCCAAGGUUGUCAUCCUGAAAAAAGCGACAGAGUACGUUCUUUCCAUCCAGUCGGAGGAACACAGACUGAUUGCAGAGAAAGAGCAGUUGAGGCGGAGGAGAGAACAGUUGAAACACAAACUUGAGCAGCUAAGGAACUGUUGUGCAUAGGAACUCUUGAGCAUCACUUAGAAUAAUGCAAACUAGACAAACUAUGAUAAAAUAUUAAUGAUUCUAAUAUCUCUCAUGAACUACGCGGUCCAUCGAGUAUGGAACUAUUGCAACUGCAUGCCGUGCGAUUUAACUUGAGACUACACAACCUUGGCUGAAUCUCCCAGGGGUUUGGCCAGAACCUCAAAACUGCCUCAUAAUUGAUACUUUGGACAUAAGGGAUGAUGGGACAUUGUUCAUGCUUGGGGAUGAACUCUUCAAUUUUUUUUUUCUUUUAAAAUUUUGUAUUUAAGGCAUUUUUUCAUACGAAAAUCCAAAAGAAAAAAGUUGUCCCCAGUUUGCUGUAUAUAUUUACACAUCAUAUUGCCAUGUAAAUACCUUUAAUAAAGCCUUUAUAGAAAAAUGUGCAACAUUAAUACGCAACAGUUGUGGCAACUGGAUUUAUACUUGUCUUGAACUUCUGUGCCAUAACAUUUCACAAUUUUGUUUUUUAUUUAAGUACUUUUUUCCUUUUCAAAAUGAUUUUUAUUUUGUUUUUAGAUAAAUAAAUAUUUGCCCAAAAUAUAAUUAGCUAAA